AUGGGACGCAAAAAGAUUCAAAUCAAGACAAUCACGGACGAGCGUAAUCGACAGGUGACGUUCCAGAAGCGCCGCUUCGGUCUCAUGAAGAAGGCCAUGGAACUCAGCGUCCUCUGCGACUGCCAGAUCGGCCUCAUCAUCUUCAACUCCAACAACAAGCUCGUCCAGUAUUCGUCACACGAUAUCGACUCCAUCCUUCUCCGAUACACCGAGUACAACGAUUCAUGCGAGACCUACACGAACAAAGAGUUUCUCAGUGUCACAGAGAACAAAGAAGACGAAGGAGAGGAGGACCUCUCAGCUGCAGGAGACGAUAGGAGCAUCAUGUCGGUAACACCGCAACCCCAGUCAAUGCCCCAGCCCACACCAUCCCAUCACACUCCAGGACAAGCUACCCUCCAGACGCCGCCUUCACAUCCUCACAGCAUGUCUCACACACCGCCACCAUCAGUUCAGACCCAUAUCCCAAGGAGCCCAUACCAAAUACCACCCAAUGUGGUUGUCCACCAACACCAGUAUGAUGCCUUCCAAUACCAGCAGACACCACUCGACCAGCAGUAUCGCCAGCAGCAACAACAGCAGCAGCAGCAGCAGUACAACCAACAUCAACUUUUCCUUCAACAACAACAGCAGCAACAACAACAGCAGCAGCAACAGCAAUUCCAGCAGCAACAGCAGCAGCUACAGUUACAGCAGCAGCAGCAACAACAGCAGCAACAGUUCCAACAACAACAUCAACACCUUCAGAUGACAGCACACACCCAAGCGCCUCAGAUCUCCAUGGCAGGACAGCCCAUGCAACAGAUGGCUGCUCAGAACAGGCAGUUCCAGCCUCAGCAGUUCCAGCAACCUGGAACUGUCUUUAUGAACCGAUCUAUUACCCAGGCCCCUAAUGGACAGAAUCUUCAGAUUCCCAUGUCCACGCCCAUGACCCUUCCCAUGCAACAACCCCAGCAAAUCCAACAAUUCCAGCAACAACAACAACAACAACAACAACAACAACAACAGCAACAACAACAACAGGAACAAUUACAACAAGGCCAACACACUCAACAAGUUCAACAGCAUCAACAACAACAGCAACAACAACAACAACAACAGCAACAGCAACAGGCCCAACAAAUUCAGCAGCAACAACAACAACAACAACAACAACAACAGCAGUUGCAGCAGGCCCAGCCCAUUUCUCAGUCCAACUCUCCCCUUUUGAACCACCCCACUCUCAUCAAGAUGGAGCCCUCGCCUGUCCAUAGCUCCCCCAUGACCGACACCUCCUCUGCCGCUACGACGCCUACUCCUAUCACGGUCACCAAUAUGAUGGCAGGAGGCACCUCGCCCGUUCUCAGUCCUACCAAUGGACUCAAGAAGCCCAAGAUGAACCUCCGCGUUCAUAUUCCCAUGGAGGGCAAGGAGAACGCCACGCUCACUGAUACCAUGGUCAAGACUGAGGAGUCGAGUGAACUGCCACCUAUCCAAAAGCGUCCAUUCGAAUCGGCUCCGAUGUCAUCGACACUUCCUUCGCAGUUUGCCAAGAACCUCCCUUCCCCCUCAACAUUCUAUCCCGAGUUCUACGCACCCCAGGCUGAACUCAGCCCUAUCGUCUUUGGCCAGACGCCGACCAGCGCACAGCCCAGCCCAGCAUUCAACUGGCCAGCUCCUAGGGAGACCAUGACACGUGUUCAUCAGCCCAGUCCCCUGGCCAAGGGACAAAAUGUCACCACGGCGGCUACCUCUGGAGCAGACGCGUCAGGAUCUACAGCCACAGGAAAGCUUGCGCCUCCGGGAUCGAAUCUAAAGUUGUCGAGCACGCCUGCCUUGACACCUUCCUCGUCUUCGCCCUCGACCAACCAUUCUGCCUCGACGGAUGGUUCACCCGUUUCGAACGCUCGUUCAAGAUCGAUGUCGAUCGAUGGCUAUGAUGCGAUGGAUGGACCUGCAGUGAAGAAAGCCAAGAAGAUUUGA
Linnemannia hyalina is the source of this 1962-nucleotide messenger RNA. NCBI's taxonomy places the organism in Eukaryota, Fungi, Mortierellomycota, Mortierellomycetes, Mortierellales, Mortierellaceae. The record is from the annotation of a GenBank genome assembly.